AUGCUCUCUCUUCCGGCUUGGCAGUGCCCAGAGUGGACUCUCAAUGCCAGCCAGGUGAACACCAGCUCUCCUGAGUUCACUGAGGAGUGGCAGAAGAGGAUCCGAGAGUUGCAGGGUGCCAUUAUGGUGGCUUCCUGUGUCCAGAUGCUGGUGGGCUUCUCCGGCCUCAUCGGCUUUCUCAUGCGCUUCAUCGGCCCCUUGACCAUCGCUCCAACCAUUUCUUUGGUGGCCCUGCCUCUCUUUGAUUCUGCAGGCAGCGACGCUGGGAUCCACUGGGGGAUCUCCUCCCUGACCAUCUUUCUCAUCGUGCUGUUUUCUCAGUACCUGAAAAACGUCGCAGUGCCGGUACCCGUCUUUGGAGGAGGGAAGUGUCACACCUCCAAGUUCCACCUGUUCCAGGUCUUCCCUGUGCUGCUGGCCCUCUGCAUCUCUUGGCUCUUCUGCUUCGUGCUCACCGUCACCAAUACCCUCCCCUCGGCCCCCACGGCAUACGGGUUCCUGGCCCGCACGGACACCAAAGGCAGCGUCCUGAGCCAGGCCCCUUGGUUUCGCUUCCCUUACCCAGGGCAGUGGGGACUUCCCACCGUCAGCCUGGCUGGGGUCUUUGGCAUCAUCGCAGGGGUGAUCGCCUCCAUGGUGGAGUCGGUGGGCGAUUAUUACGCCUGCGCCCGUCUGGUGGGGGCCCCACCUCCCCCGAAGCAUGCCCUCAACCGUGGCAUCGGCAUCGAGGGCCUUGGCUGCCUGCUGGCAGGGGCCUGGGGGACAGGCAACGGCACCACCUCCUACAGCGAGAACGUUGGGGCACUGGGCAUCACCAGGUUCUGCACCUCUUCCUGCAUGCGGGCCCUCCCGUUCUGGCCCCGGCUGGAACGCCACGGGAAAGGUGACGUGGGCACGAGCCAGCUCACCCUCUGCUCCCAGUCUGCCUCUGGAGAGUGCCCGUGGAAUGCCAUAGAAACCAGGAUGUGAGGAGAGAAUGGCCCCUCAUCCCCACCCCUUUCGUGGCUGUGCCCUGGCCACCCUCUUUUCCUAGAAGGAAGGAUCUCUGCUCACAACUAGUUGGCGAUCUGGCUUUCUCAGCACCUACCAAACCUGGGCACCUUGGCAUGCAAGUAGCAUCCCAUGAAGAUCAUGAUGUGUGUGUGUGUGUGCGGGCUCCACCUUAGCCACCACCGCCGGCCUCAGCGCCCCCUCUGCCGUCUCCACCUCCAGUCUUGACCAGAGGGGAAGGAGUGCACAUAGGAGUUGGCUUUUCUGCCACGCUUGGCAGUAUUCUGAUGGACUGGAGAGAAGAGACCUGGGGUAGCACGGGGACAGGUUGUUUGCUGAAGAGUGACACUCCUAGGCAGGACUUCUUGGGAAACUGAAGUAGGCGGAUCGCAAGUUCUAAGCUUGCCUGAGCUAGAGUGAGUUUAAGGCCAGACUGGACAACUUAAUGAGACCCUUUCUCAAAAUUAAAAGUAAAACAAACAAACAAAAAAAAAGCCAACAAAACAAAACAAACAACAGUGCUCAGGGUGUAGCUCGGUGGUGGAUGCAGACCCAAACAAUCACAAAGAAAAAGGUGUCGCUAACAUUCUUGCAUUUCCAAAGAGGCAGGGGCCCUAUGGCUUCUCCAUCUUCUCCGUAUCUCUUUGCAGUUACUCUUUCAGUACUAGUUUGGGGGCGCAACUAGAAGCAGCCCCUUAGCUCUCCAACCUCCUCCAGUUCCUGCUCAGCUUGGGGACCUGUGGCCUGGUCUCAUCUACUUAGAGUUAAGGCUGGACACAUGGCCAGGACAUCUGUGUGGCUCUCUGCCAUACCUCGUCCACCUGCAAGUUUGCCAUAGCUUCCUACUGCCCUUGAGUCUCCCCUUCCCUCCAGAAGCGACUAGGGCCUUGAACCCCACAGCCAUGGAGCAGUCGGUGGGCCGCAGAUCCCUUCCAGGUAGCUUAGGGGAUACCAGGUCAAGAAGAUCCAGGCCAGGUGCAGCAGAUAGGAAUCAGGCUGUGUCUGCCCUGGUGGGUUACAGCCUGCUGGGAAGAAACACUCCAUCCUGUUGUCCGGGGUGUCUUUAGAAACUCACGUUUCCCUGGAGGGAGGGGUUCUCAGGCUUAUGCCUUCAAAUGUUGAUAGGCACCAGGUUCUGCCAGAAGAAAGAUCCGUGGCCUCUCCCAACACUUCCUUCCCCACCAAGAACUCUCUCUUUGCUUGGCCAAAGUCCUUCCUCCAGGAGAAAGAAGAGGUUGACUAUAGGGCUGGGGAAGGGAACAUCUGGUGUUCCAGAGACCACUUCCUUUCUCGUACAGCCUCCUGUGCCCUCCAUCUCGGCUUGGCAUUGGAUGGGAGGAGUAGACCCUGUAAUGUACUUUCCAAGGCUUAAGUGAUGCCCAGUCUCUGAUCAAAGCGAGCAGCAAGGGGGUUGUGCUGGGAAUGAGUAAAUGAGCUGGGCAUAGCUGGGCAUUAGGCUGGGCGGUGAUGGAGGGCGCCGAGGGCAUCUGAAGGUCACACGGAUCCAGACGCUGCACAGCGUGCUGUAGGUGACGAUAGUGCAGACACAGUGUGUGGGGCCUGUGGGAAGGGACACUGUGAGGGUCCCAGGUCCUUUCCCUCUUGUCCCCCUCCCCACCUCAAAGGCCUCCAUUAAACUGCAACCUCACUCCAUCAGAGAGACCCCGGGAGAAGACAGGAUCACCGGUUUUCAGGGAGAAGCGUCUCC
Molecule: messenger RNA, 2698 nt
Organism: Jaculus jaculus (lesser Egyptian jerboa)
Lineage: Eukaryota; Metazoa; Chordata; Mammalia; Rodentia; Dipodidae
Product: solute carrier family 23 member 2-like
Exons: 6
Coding region: 1-969 (322 amino acids)
Biological process (GO): transmembrane transport
Cellular component (GO): membrane
Molecular function (GO): transmembrane transporter activity
Source: RefSeq, a predicted model, not a curated record